AUGCCAGCACAACCAACAGACGCACCACCACCUUACAGUGGCUCAGGUGAUCGACCUAACGUAUCAGUGACCAGCCCGGCUGGCGACGUUCGAUCGGCCUCUUCCGAUGCUCUCGCCAACCAAGGUAGACCUGUUCACAGGAGAAAUCCAUCCGACGUAUCGGAUGUCAGCGACUUGACUGAUGAGGAGACUCUCUUGGAUCCAAAGGAAGUGGAGACAAGACGAAGUAUGGACGACGAACAAAGGGAUCUACCUGAUGGUUGGGUAAGGUGUUUCGAUCCAAAAUCGCAGCAUGCUUUCUAUGUCGAUGAAAAGACGAAGAGAUCUUCAUGGUUACACCCAUAUGACGAUCCAGAAUUCUUGAGGACAUUACCUAAGACCCAUCCCGCUCAUCCUGAAUCGAAAGAAGCUCAAGCUAUCAGGAAGAGGUCCGAAGAUGAAAAGAUUAUCCAAGAGAAGUAUAAGGAAACCAGAAAAACCAAAGAUGGCAGGGAAGGUAUUUCUCAAAAUGCCACGAAAUCGUCCGGAGGUGGCGACGAGCGAAACUGGUUCCAGAAGAAGAAAGAUAAGAUGAUCGGUACAAAAGAAGAAAGAGCCCAGGCUAAAGAAAAUAAACGAAAGAUCAGAGCAGAGCAACAGCGAAAGAUGGCUGAAGCUGAGGCUGCGUAUACGAAGCGUCGACAGGAGCUUAUUCAACAAAGGCUCAACGAUCCUAAUAUCCGUCGGAUGUACGCAUCUGACCCAUAUGCUUACGCCGCUCCAGCGUCUCCAUUCGUACGAUCCAGUGGAAUGUACGGAAGUCCUUUCGGUUAUGGAUACGGUGGUGGAUACGGACGUAGAGGGUACGGAUAUGGUGGUUACGGCGGCGGAAUGGGUAUGGGUAUGCCCUUGAUGUUAGGUGGUGGAGCAGGAUUGCUGGGUGGAAUGAUGUUAGGAGAUGCAAUGAGCGGAGGAUUUGGAGGUGGUGGCUUUGAUGGUGGUGGUGGUUUCGGAGGUGGAGGUGGCGAUUUCGGUGGCGGAGGUGGUGGCUUCUAA
Molecule: messenger RNA, 1035 nt
Organism: Kwoniella shivajii
Lineage: Eukaryota; Fungi; Basidiomycota; Tremellomycetes; Tremellales; Cryptococcaceae
Exons: 6
Coding region: 1-1035 (344 amino acids)
Molecular function (GO): protein binding
Source: RefSeq, a predicted model, not a curated record